Molecule: messenger RNA, 840 nt
Organism: Endocarpon pusillum Z07020
Lineage: Eukaryota; Fungi; Ascomycota; Eurotiomycetes; Verrucariales; Verrucariaceae
Exons: 3
Coding region: 1-840 (279 amino acids)
Cellular component (GO): eukaryotic translation initiation factor 3 complex; cytoplasm
Molecular function (GO): translation initiation factor activity
Source: RefSeq, a predicted model, not a curated record
AUGCCGCCCAAAAAGACGUGGGAAGACGAAGAGGAGACUUCCUCAGAAGAAUCUGACUCUCCAUCCCCACCUGCUGUUGCCGCUCGACGGAGGUUUGAAGACGAAGAAGACUCUGAUGAUGUAGCCGACAACUGGGAAGAAGCCGAGGACUCGGAAGUGGAACGAGAGAAGGCUAAGAAAGCAGCUGAAGCGAAAGCUAGAGCUGAAGCCGAAGCCGCUGCCAACAAGAAGUCCAAGUCGCAGCGAGUAGAAGAACACAGAGAGGCUGCGCGCCGAAGAAGAGCAGCAGAGGAGGAAGAGGAAUCUUCCGAAGAUGAAGACGAAGCAGAAAAACGAGUACGGUUACGACAAACCGAGCAGGAGGCUGAUCUGAAGCACGCCCAAGACCUCUUCGACAAUGUUGGUCUCGGACCGAAAUCACGCACCACGCCCAACAAAGCCACCAUAAUAGAAGAUAAAUCAAAUCCUGGCCAAGCCAUUGAUCUCUCCGCCCUUGCCAUUUUCAAGCCAGCAACAAAAUCGCAGUUCGAGGCCCUUACCACCACCCUCGUUCCUCUAUUGACCGCCGCAUCAAAUAAACCACACUACUCUCUCUGGCUGGCUGAUUUUGUCAAGAAAAUCGCAGCUGAUAUGCCGAGCACUGAAAUCAAGAAGGCUGCAAGUGUUCUGACGGCGUUGAGUAACGAGAAAUUGAAAGAGGAGAAGGCAAUGGAGAAGGGUGGCAAGAAGUCAAAGGCAGCCAAGAGUAAGAUCAGUCUUGCUGCAGGAAGGGAUGUAGGAAGAGGAGUGGCAGAUACGACAAGUUACGAAGACGAUCUGGCAGACGAUGACUUUAUGUGA